AUGAUCUUUGCAAGAUUACCACAGGCUUUGGGGCUUCGUACUCUUGUCAACUACAGCCGACCAGUGAUUGCUGCUUCAGCAGUUGCUCUUACGGCAACCAGAACUAUAAAUUUACAGAGAGCUCGUCUAUUUCAUUCAACUUGCUAUGCAAAGGAUUAUGGAGAGGAAAAAGAGGAGUUGAAGGAAUUAAAUAAAGAUUUGACUGCAGUGGAUAAUGAGCGUUUGUCAAAAAUAAGAAACAUAGGUAUCUCCGCACACAUUGAUUCAGGUAAGACUACUUUUACAGAGCGUGUCUUGUACUAUACCGGUAGAAUUAAAGCUAUUCAUGAUGUCCGAGGAAGAGAUGGUGUUGGUGCAAAGAUGGAUAGUAUGGAUUUAGAACGUGAAAAGGGUAUUACUAUUCAAUCUGCCGCCACCUAUUGUACGUGGGAUAAAGAUGGGGACAAUUAUCGUAUGAACUUAAUUGAUACACCAGGUCACAUCGACUUCACCAUCGAAGUGGAAAGAGCGUUAAGAGUUUUGGAUGGUGCUGUGCUGAUUGUUUGUGCUGUUUCUGGUGUUCAGUCGCAGACUGUGACUGUUGAUAGACAAAUGAAGAGAUACAAUGUCCCAAGAAUAACAUUCAUCAAUAAAAUGGAUAGAAUGGGUGCAAAUCCUUGGAGGGCUGUUGAACAGAUCAACAAAAAGCUUCACAUUGCUGCUGCUGCUAUUCAGGUGCCUAUUGGUUUAGAAAAGGAAUUCAAAGGUGUUGUCAACAUUAUAGAUCGCCAAGCCAUUUACUUUGAAGGCUCACAAGGUGAAAAGUUACGAAUCACCAAGGAUAUUCCCGUCGAUCUAAAAGACACGGUCGAACAAAAAAGAAAGACUCUAAUUGAGACCUUGGCUGAUGUCGAUGAUACUAUUGCCGAAUGUGUCAUUGAUGAAGUAGAACCAACGACUGAUCAAAUAAAGAAUGCUAUUCGUGCAGCUACCAUUGCCAGAACAUUCACUCCUGUCCUGAUGGGUUCUGCAUUGGCUAACAAGGGUAUUCAACCUGUCCUCGAUGCGGUUUGUGAUUAUCUUCCCAAUCCAUCUGAAGUUGUGAAUAAGGCGCUUGAUGUGGAUCAUGAUGAAGAACCUGUUUCUUUAAUUCCAUCUGCGGAAAGGCCAACAGUUGCUCUUGCCUUCAAGCUUGAGGAAGGUAAAUACGGUCAGUUGACUUACAUGAGAAUUUACCAGGGUAAGGUCAAGAAGGGCCAACUAAUAACACAUGUGAAGUCUGGUAAGAGAGUGAAGGUUGCACGUUUGGUUAGAAUGCAUUCAGAUGAGAUGGAAGAUACCGAUGAAGUUGCUGCAGGUGAAAUUUGUGCCACUUUCGGUAUUGACUGUUCUUCUGGUGAUACGUUUACUGAUGGUAAGGUUAACUAUACUAUGACUUCGAUGUUUGUGCCUGAAGCAGUUGUGUCACUUGCUAUUAAGCCAGAGACGAAAGAUGCUGCAAAUUUCUCGAAAGCUGUGAAUAGAUUCCAGAAAGAGGAUCCUACAUUCAGAGUUCAUUAUGACAAAGAUUCAAAGGAGACAAUUAUCAGUGGUAUGGGUGAGUUACACUUGGAAAUCUAUAUUGAGAGGAUGCGUAGAGAGUAUAAUGUUUCAUGCAAGGUUGGUCGUCCAAGAGUUGCCUACAGAGAAUCCAUAUUGGGCUCUUCACCAUUUGAUUACACUCAUAAAAAGCAAACAGGUGGUGCUGGUCAGUAUGCUAAAGUUAUGGGUAACAUGAAAGCAACUUGUUUAGCAGACCCAGAGGAUCUUGGUGUUAAGCCAAGUGAGGAUUUGAAGUUCAAGAACUUCUUCCAAACCAAGAUUGUUGGUGGUAAAAUUAGUGAAAAGUUCUUGAUGGCUUGUAAUAAAGGUUUCGAUGAUUGUUGUGAGAGGGGCCCUCUUAUUGGAGCUAAGGUUCUUGGUGUGAAUAUGAUUAUAGAUGAUGGCGCUACCCAUCCAGUUGAUUCUUCGGAGUUAGCUUUCAGAACUGCCACCCAUUAUGCAUUUACUGAAGCAUUCAACAAAUCACAGCCUGUUAUCUUAGAACCAAUCAUGAAUGUUGUGAUCACUGCACCUAUCGAAUUCCAAGGUGCUUGUAUUGGUCUGAUUAACAAAUUGCAAGGUAUUAUUCAUGACACAGAGAACCAUGCGGAUGAAUUCAACUUGAUCUCUGACUGUUCAUUGAGUAAUUUGUUUGGUUUCGCCUCGAAAUUACGUGCCUCUACUCAGGGUAAGGGUGAAUUUACCAUGGAGUUCAAGGAGUACCAGCCUGUUCUUCCUAACGUCCAAAAGAAAUUGAUAGAGGAUCACAGAAAGAAAGAGCAGAGCAAGGAAAAAUAA
This is a messenger RNA of Brettanomyces bruxellensis, 2358 nucleotides long. RefSeq names its product Elongation factor G, mitochondrial (gene MEF1). Gene Ontology annotation, biological process: mitochondrial translational elongation. Bases 1 to 2358 code for a protein of 785 amino acids. NCBI's taxonomy places the organism in Eukaryota, Fungi, Ascomycota, Pichiomycetes, Pichiales, Pichiaceae. The record is from RefSeq and is a predicted model, not a curated record. Gene Ontology annotation, cellular component: mitochondrion. Gene Ontology annotation, molecular function: translation elongation factor activity; GTPase activity; GTP binding. The transcript has a single exon.